Messenger RNA from Physcomitrium patens, 2769 nucleotides. Its product is annotated as putative boron transporter 2. Gene Ontology annotation, cellular component: plasma membrane. The record is from RefSeq and is a predicted model, not a curated record. Gene Ontology annotation, molecular function: solute:inorganic anion antiporter activity. NCBI's taxonomy places the organism in Eukaryota, Viridiplantae, Streptophyta, Bryopsida, Funariales, Funariaceae. Gene Ontology annotation, biological process: monoatomic ion homeostasis; monoatomic anion transport; transmembrane transport.
AUGCGUGCCCAUUUCCAUCCCCGUUCCUGUUCUUUUACCCCGUGUGCCAUUGUAACGGUAUGUAAAGGGGGGUAGAUUUUUGAGACGAGUUGGCGGCAACCAUCAGCCGUGUAGAGAGCGUCGUCAAUGGGAUUUGCGUCUGCCACAUGACGAUUGCGGUACCGGAACUAAGAUUGUACAACUACACUGCUCUUGGGAAGCAGCAGCGGCAGCUGCUGUGGUUAUGGGAGUUUCGGUCUCUUCCUUCUUAUUCUUUCUGCAUUCCUGCCCUUGCUCUCACAAUUGUGACAGCAUAGCGGAGAGUGGCUACAACUGCCUUCAGUCUCAAUCAUGGGGAAGCCGUUUGUGCCCCUCCAUGGUGUUGCGACUGAUAUCAAAGCUCGACUAGCAUGCUACAAGCAGGACUGGAUUGGAGGCUUCAACUCUGGCUACAGGAUUCUUGCUCCAACAGCAUACAUAUUUUUUGCAUCAGCUCUUCCCGUAAUUGCCUUCGGAGAGCAGCUCGAGAGAGAUACAAGUGAGUGUUAUGCACCAACUUUCCCUGUGAAGAUCUUGAUAAUUGACUAUCACGUGUUGUAUUCUGUCUUCAAUUUUUCGUGCUUAGAGAACUCGAUCAUUCUUUCAUGCAUCCUGUGGACAGAUGGUGUGAUAACAGCCGUGCAGACAUUAUCAUCUACGGCCAUCUGUGGAAUUCUGCAAUCAGUAAUUGGAGGUCAACCUCUUCUAAUUGUGGGAGUGUCGGAGCCAACUUCUUUGAUGUAUACGUUCAUGUACCACUUUGUCAAAGGCCGGACGGAAUUGGGAUCAGAGCUUUUCUUAGCUUGGGUGGCGUGGGUAUGUGUGUGGUCAGCUGCAUUUCUUUUUAUCCUUGCUGCCAUUGGGGCUUGUUCUUUCAUCAACAGAUUCACAAGGAUAUCUGGAGAGCUAUUUGGAAUGCUCAUUGCAGUGCUAUUUAUUCAACAAGCAGUGAAGGGAGUCGUUUACGAGUUUUGGGUUCCGGAACGAGAGGACCCAACUCUCGAGCAGUUCCAACACGCGUGGAGAUUUGGCAAUGGCAUGUUUGGAAUAGUGCUCACGUUCGGACUACUAUGGACCGCCAUGAAGAGCAGGAGAGCUAGGUCUUGCCGAUUUGCAUCAGGUUCUAUCAGAGGAUUCAUUGCAGACUACGGUGUUCCUCUCCUGGUCGUACUGUGGACUCUCGUUUCGUAUGCAUUCCGUGCAUCUGUUCCUGAGGGAAUUCCUAGACGCUUGUUUAGUCCAAACCCAUGGUCUCCUGCGGCAACCAGGCACUGGACAAUCCUCCUUGAUAUGUUCAAGAUUCCAUACAUCUUUAUACUAGCCGCAGUACUUCCAGCGUUUGUGAUUGCUGUCCUUUACUACUUCGACCACAGUGUAUCAGCUCAGUUGGCUCAGCAAGAGGAAUUCAACCUGCGGAAACCUACGGCAUACCAUUACGACCUCUUGCUUGUGGGAGGGAUGGUUCUUGUGUGUGGAUUGCUCGGCCUUCCACCGUCUCACGGAGUAAUACCGCAGUCACCUAUGCAUACGAAGGCACUUGUCACAUUGAAAAAAGAGCUUGUGCGAAACAAGCUGGUGAAGCGACUAAAGAGCAACUUAAAGCAAAAAGCUUCGGUGGCCAACCCUCAAACUGAUUUGCAAGAUGAAUACCAGGGGACUGAAUCACCACUUCCUUAUCCUUGCACUCCUCGGGCUUUAAAAGAGCUUCAGUUCAAUAGCGUUCCCAGGAGCCCAGAAAUUCCGAAAGAAGACGCAGUUUUUGAUUUUGAGAAGCAUAUCGACUUGCUUCUUCCUGUGGAAGUCAAGGAGCAACGGCUGAGCAACUUGUUACAAUCGCUUAUGGUUGGAGGGUGCAUAGCCGCAAUGCCUGCCUUAAAAAGGAUUCCGACGUCAGUGUUGUGGGGUUACUUUGCUUUCAUGGCUAUUGAAGGCUUGCCUGGAAAUCAGUUUUGGGAGAGGGUUUGUCUUCUCGUGACUGCCCCUAGUCGACGCCACAAGGUGCUGAGGAAUAACCACCUGAUGUUUGUGCGCACGGUGCCUUUCAAAGUCAUCGCUUGCUUCACAUUGUUCCAGCUCGCCUACAUGUUGAGCUGCUUCGCCUGGACAUGGAUUCCAGUGGGAGGAGUUAUGUUUCCCAUCUUGAUCAUGCUUCUGAUCCCAGCACGCCAACACAUUCUGCCUCGCUUCUUCAACCGCAAACACCUACAGGAGCUCGAUGCAGCAGACUACGAGGAAACUGCCCUGCCAUUCGACCUCGCAGUCAAGGAAGCCGAAGCUGAAGGCCUUGGAAAAGUAAAUGUAGAGGCACAAGAUGAAGAAGCAAUGCCCAAGGUUGUUACCUCAAACCAGGAAGAAGUUAGACACAGUUACACGUUCAGAGGGCAAACUGAUUCACAUCUGGGUGCUCCAACUCCGCAUUUUCCACAUCAAGCCCAUGUUCCUGCCUCCUCCGCUCCAUAAACGUCGUCUGUGAUGAAUUAAUCUGAACUACAACUGCUAAAAAUAUGUGUAGUCAAAUAUGGCAAGCUUGAGGAGGAACAUUCAACUUCUCUGCAUAGGUUAUCGACCAGUAGGGAGAAUGGAUCCCAGUGUCAUUAUAUUUAGAACACUAGUUUGACUUAACUCCUGGAGUAGGGUUCUUAGCCCAAGAGAAGUGAACCAGGAUAAAUGUCGAAGAAACAGUUCUCGCCGCAGACUUGUGUAAAUGGCCUCUUAAGAUAUUGCACCGAUGCAGUGCUCAUAUUAACAUUC